UGCAAGGCACUGCGGUCCGCGAGCCGCUGCUCCCGGCGGCGGACGAAUGGUGCCGGCAGGGCCUCGCCGCGGCCGAGGCGAAGCGGCUGGUUCGCCUCGCCGGGCCGAUGAUCGCCAACUGCUUGCUGCAGAACAUCAUCAACAUACUGUCCCUCAUGUUCGUCGGCCACCUCGGCGAGCUUCCCCUCGCCGGCGCCUCCCUCGCCAACUCCGUCGCCAGCGUCACCGGCUUCAGUAUCAUCACCGGCAUGGCGACUGCGCUGGACACGCUGUGCGGGCAGGCGUUCGGAGCGCGGCAGCACAACCUGCUCGGCGUCUACAAGCAGCGCGCCAUGGUGGUGCUCGGGCUCACCUGCGUUCCCAUCGCCGUCGUCUGGGCGCACGCCGGCCAGAUCCUGGUGCUCCUCGGCCAGGACCCGCUCAUCGCCGCCGAGGCCGGCGCCUACGCGCGUUGGCUCAUCCCGUCCCUCGCCGUGAGCGUGCCGCUGCAGUGCCACGUCCGGUUCCUGCAGGCGCAGAGCCUCGUCCUGCCCGUAACGGCCAGCUCGGGCGCCGCGGCGCUCUGCCACCUCGCCGUGUGCUGGGCGCUCGUGUUCAAGGCCGGCAUGGGAGCUAAGGGCGCCGCGCUUAGCAACGCCAUCUCGUACGCUGUCAACCUGGCGAUGCUGGCCCUGUACGUCAGGCUGUCGAGCGCCUGCAAGGACACAUGGAACGGGUUCUCAAUGGAGGGGUUUAAGGAUCUGCGCAAAUUCGCCGAUCUCGCCGUGCCGUCUGCAAUGAUGAUCUGCUUGGAGUGGUGGGCUUUCGAAACCCUUGUGCUGCUGUCUGGUCUUCUGCCGAAUCCUCAGCUGGAGACUUCAGUGCUGUCAAUUUGCCUUAACACUGGUAUUCUUCUCUUCAUGAUACCAUUGGGGCUUGGCUCUUCCGUGAGCACGCGCGUUUCCAACGAACUUGGUGCUGGACAGCCUCAGGCAGCAAAGUUGGUAACGAGGGUAGUCGUUUACAUCGCCUUAUUUUCAGGCUUCGUUCUGACCUUGGCCAUGACCUUGCUACGCCACGUUUGGGGAUACAUGUACAGCAACGAGCAGGAGGUAGUGGCAUACAUUGCUCGAAUGCUGCCGGUUCUUGGGAUAUCUUUCUUCAUAGAUGGCCUUCACGGCUCUCUCUCAGGCGUGCUCACGGGCUGUGGCAAGCAAAAGAUCGGCGCCGCCGUGAACCUCGGCGCGUUCUACUUGGCAGGCAUCCCUAUGGCGGUGCUGCUUGCGUUUGUCUUCCAUCUCAAUGGAAUGGGCCUUUGGCUCGGCAUCGUCUGCGGCAGCCUCACCAAGGUGCUCUUGUUUGCAUCUGUCACAUGGUCCAUAGACUGGAGCAAGGAAGCUACCAAGGCAAAGGACAGGGUGUUCGGCUCAUCUCUGCCAGUAGCAUGAAAUUUCAAGCAUCACAUGGAAUAAGUUGCAACUAACUGUUAGGAUGCCUUAUUUGUCUAUCCCCUGCCUUUGUCUUUGUCUUAACAAGAGUACGGAACCUUGUCUGGUCAGGAAACUUCAUGAAACCAGUUUUCAGGGAGCGGCCUCAGUCUACUGUAGACUCUACCAACCGCUAAUAGCUAACAGUAAUUUUCAGGGGGACCUUCUGGAUAAGAAGCUAGUCGAUGUUAUCUAAAGAGGAGAAAAUUACUCUGAAGGACAACUGUCGCAAUACAGUUAUGGAUUUCUUCAUACUUGGAGUAGAUUUCAAGCCUAGUGUUUUUAGUGAAUUUCAGGAGUAGACUUCAAGCCUAGUGUUUUUAGUCUUAGUGUCUCUGAACCUUGCUUAAUUUUAAGAGCGUUUGCUGUAAUCGCGAUCUAAGUAUUGUUUCUUGCUUUAUGCUGUAAACUGUGGCCGUAAACAUUCAUGAGGCCGGAUUUGUUAUCCUUAAAGAAUGAUGGGUUGCGGCACUUGGUCGGCGAUGUAAGUGGGGAGAGAGGCAGGGCUUGCGGAUGUAGCGACUAGCGAGGAUGUGAGAUGUGCUCAGAAGAGGCAGGGCUUGUUAUUAAUGCUAUAUAGUUUAACCUUUUUUAGUUUUUACUGUCUUGGGAGGUACCAAGAGCUACCAGCGAAAUAUAACUAGAGAGAGGUAUGGUAUGGUACA
This is a messenger RNA of Setaria italica (foxtail millet), 2131 nucleotides long. RefSeq names its product protein DETOXIFICATION 16. Gene Ontology annotation, biological process: xenobiotic detoxification by transmembrane export across the plasma membrane. Lineage: Eukaryota; Viridiplantae; Streptophyta; Magnoliopsida; Poales; Poaceae. Gene Ontology annotation, cellular component: membrane. The transcript is spliced from 9 exons. The record is from RefSeq and is a predicted model, not a curated record. The coding region runs from base 108 to 1427 and encodes 439 amino acids. Gene Ontology annotation, molecular function: xenobiotic transmembrane transporter activity; antiporter activity.